Megalobrama amblycephala (Wuchang bream) is the source of this 2073-nucleotide messenger RNA. Its product is annotated as interferon-induced protein 44-like. The transcript has 9 exons. Lineage: Eukaryota; Metazoa; Chordata; Actinopteri; Cypriniformes; Xenocyprididae. The record is from RefSeq and is a predicted model, not a curated record. Bases 440 to 1762 code for a protein of 440 amino acids. Gene Ontology annotation, molecular function: GTP binding.
UGAAGGGGUGGAGCUAAGACGCGAGGAAAGGAAGCAAGGAAAGGAAACGAGGAUAAGAACAAAUACGAAUUGAGAAGCACCCAUUGUGUGGGUUUAGUGUGCAUUAAGGGCACUGCACAUGGGCAUUUUUAAGACACUGGACAGUCUUGCGCACUUACUUACUGUCGCGUGCACGCGCUCUCAAGUGGCCAAGACCACAAGUGUGAUUUAGACAGGGCUUCAGGAAGUAGCCUACAUUUAAAUGAUAAUUGCUCAACGAAACCUUGGAAAAGUGGCGAUUCCAUGACUUUUUUAAAAAAAGGAGAAGGCAAAAGGUUCAGAGAGAGGACCAAAUUCAUCAAGUUAAUAUCAGCAUCAUUACUCCAGUCUUCAGUGCCACAUAAUCCUUCAGAUAUCAUGUGUUAUGCCUUAAAGAUGUAAAAAAAGAAUUGGGGAAGACAUGGCUCCUAUCGCUUCUGAUUUACCAGAGGAGAAGAGAAAGCAACUCUUUGCCUUGCUGGGGAAUGUGGAACUGACUCUUCUCUACAAAGCUUCAGUCCAUGGAUAUAAUGCUUCUGCCUUCCACCAGCGAUGUGAUAAUCAGGGCCCCACUUUACUUGUAGCCUACAACAGUUUAGGCUCCAUCUUUGGUGGAUACACUAGUGUAGAUUAUGCUCAAAGUGGCCAGCAAAUUACAGAUAAUGAAGCUUUUCUGUUUAGUUUUCGAGAUGGAACCCCUGUUCGCAUUCAGGUUAACAGCAAUAAUGCACGUCUUGAUGACACUGGAGGACCUAACUUUGACCGAUUGUACUUUUGCUACAACAACCAACCAGUUGUACAUUACAUGUCACUGAAAUGGGCUGUGCCAAUCAAUACCGAACAGUUGUAUGGGAAUAACACUGAGCUGACUGAAUGUGAAGUGUACAAAGUCAACCAGAGCCUUCAGGUCAGUUUCUUAGAGAAGCCAUGGAGGAAUAUUCUUUGGACAGCCAAACAAAGAGAAGAGCUCAUGGAAUUGAUCAGGAAUCAUAAACCCAUUAUGGCGUCUGUGAGUCGGGUCAGAAUCCUAAUGAUUGGCCCUAUAGGUGCUGGAAAAUCCAGUUUCUUCAACUCCAUCAACUCCAUCUUCAUGGGUCAUGUGACCAACAAAGCAAUGUCAGGAUCUGCAGGCAGUAGUGUCACCACAAAGUUUCGCACAUACCCAGUGAAAGAUGGUCGUGAGAGAAAGCCAUUGCCGUUUGUGUUGUGUGACACCAUGGGACUUGAGGAGCAAUCAGGUGCAGGGCUGGAUAUUGAGGACAUCAGCAGCAUUGUUCAAGGUCACAUACCAGACCGCUAUAAAUUCAACCCCAAAGCUCCAUUUCAACCGGAUAAGGCCUCCAAACCUGCAUCUUUACAAGAGAAGAUCCACUGUGCGGUGUACGUAAUAGACGCCACAAAAAUCUCCCUCAUGUCCGACAAACUAGAGGAAAAACUCAGUUCUGUACGUAGUCAAUUGAACUCAAUGGAGAUUCCUCAGAUGGUCGUGAUGACAAAAGUAGAUGAAACAUGUCCUCAUGUACAGAAUGACCUUGAAAAUAUUUAUGCAAGUUCCUAUAUCAAGAUGAAGGUGCAGGAGGUGAGCUCUCGGUUGGGUGUUCCGGUGUCUUGUGUGUUACCGGUGAAGAACUACAGCCAGGAGCUGGAGCUGGAGCUUAAAUGUGAUAUUCUGCUUCUCUCCGCUAUAAAGCAGAUGCUUCGUUCUGCAGACGACUAUCUGGAUGAUGUUGUUGAUUCCAUUUAGGCCACACAAAGUGCUGCAUUCAUACCUCCUGAUCAGAGCAAGGAUUCAUCUUAAGUCAGAAGAUUAUUCUCUUCUGUUUGUUCAUUCUAGAUCUUUCAUAAUUAUACAUAAUAUUCAAGAACAUUUUGGCAAAUGCAAACAAAGUUCAUAUAUCAAUUAAGCUGCACAUUACAUUAAAAUCAAUGUUGCUUUUGUAGGUGCAAUAUUGUUGUGUCACGACCAGGUUUGUAGAAUAAUACUAGAAUGAUGUGUUAGGACUACAAUUCAAGAUGCUAAAAUCUGUAUAAGCCUAAUAAAAAAGUGCUUCUUUU